Messenger RNA from Punica granatum (pomegranate), 1196 nucleotides. The record is from RefSeq and is a predicted model, not a curated record. NCBI's taxonomy places the organism in Eukaryota, Viridiplantae, Streptophyta, Magnoliopsida, Myrtales, Lythraceae.
UUCUCUCAAGAAAUAUAGGCAUACACACGCACACACACAAUUAGACUAUAUAAAAUUCCAUUUCGUUGAUUUUUUAUUGAAUUUGUCGAUCGAGUAUAAUGGAAUUGAUUCCGGGACUGCCUAACGAUGUAGCCCGAGAAUGCUUGGUUCGCAUUCCAUAUGAGCAGGUGAGGUUUGCAGCUUCAAUUUGCAAGGGAUGGAAGAAGGAGAUAGAGUCGCCUGAAUUUCGGGACAGGAGGAAAGCCGCCGGCCUUAGCGGAGUGCUCGUAAUACUGGCCCAGGCUCGACCAAGUCUCAUCUGGGAAUUUGACUCCCCAAAGCAUGUCGCCUCUCUUACCUACCGGUUGUCCGUCUUCCAGCCACUCUCGGGGCAGUGGUCCACUCUGCCGCCGAUUCCUGGCUUCACCGCCGGAUUGCCGAUGUUUUGUGCAUUGGCCGCCGCUGGCUCAGAACUCGUUGUCAUGGGCGGGACCGAUCCGGUCAUGUGGGAUGCCUUAAACUCAGUGUACAUAUACAAUUUUCUAUCCUUGAAAUGGCGGCCGGGGACCGACAUGCCAGGCGGCAUCCGCACAUCCUUCAGUUGUGCAUCAGAUGGCAACCGGAUGGUGUAUGUGGCCGGGGGUUGCGGCGGCCAGAGAGAAUCAUUGAAAUCUGCCCUGGUCUAUGAUGUGAAGAUGGACAAAUGGGUCGCGAUGCCCGACAUGGCAAGGGAGCGCGCCGCAUGCAAAGGAACCUUCCGAUGUGGCAGGUUCCAGGUCAUUGGCGGCUACCCUACCGAGCUGCAAGGCAGGUUCGAGAAGAGCGUUGAGGUGUUCGAUCCCGUGACGUGGUGCUGGCAACCUGUUCAAGAGAACGUGUUAGAAGUUAGCACAUAUCCUGGAACUUGUGUGGACGGUAAUAACACGUCCAAAUCCUUGUACAUGUGCAUGAAUGGCAAUGUGAUUGCCCGCAAUAGUUCUGGGUGGCGGGAUGUAGCAAAACUACCAUCGAAGUGGUUCAGACCGGUUCACGUCGCGAGGUGGCAUGAGAAACUGACGGUGGUCGGAAGCGAUGGUUUACGGAACUCCGAGUACAUGGCCCAUACAUUGGACCUCAAUACUUACUCGUGGACUCGAAUAGAAAUUCCAGAAACGUUUUCCGGUCAUGUCAUGGGAGGAUGUUGUUUGGAAAUUUAGUAUGUCCAUAAAAUUGUCCGG